UUAUACUUAAUUUUUUUCUUGUCUAUUUCGUUCGGAUUGUUUUUACCUUCCCAUGAUACUGGUUUAAAUGGACUGAAAAAGGCACCAAGAUGGAAUAUGCCGUGGUUAGGCGUGGGACUGUGGUGCAAUGGCUGUCCACCGCUGGGCUGCGAAGACGACGAGGCGAUAAUCCACGGUUACUGCUGUGGAUGUGCUUAUGGCUUGGAUAAGUUACCAGUUAUAUGUCCAGAAUUUCUUCAGUGUCCGUUGAACUUACAUGGGCUGUGUCAUGACUACGAAUAUAUGAUGAGGUGUUGUUGUUAAGUGUCGAGUUUCGAAAAAAUAUUAACGCUAUUGCUAGUGUUGAGCAUCAAAGGUUGUCACAGUCGCGCCCGCUAAUCUUACUCAUGCUUGCUCUUAUCGUAAUAACGUGCUUUAAAUAACACAUAUCGCAACGAAUGCGAAAAAUACAAGUGUCUUUGUUUAUUUGCUUCGGUUUCAAGUCUUAACUACUUAAUCGAACAUAAUCAUUGUCAAACUUGCACCUGCUCCCACACACAAAUGACAGCUAAAACAGACUGGUUCAAAAUUAAAAAAAAAAAAGAACCGAAACUUUAACGUGUACUUAUGUAAAAUAAUAAAAGGAAGAGAAAA
Messenger RNA from Vanessa atalanta (red admiral), 633 nucleotides. RefSeq lists its product as uncharacterized. Lineage: Eukaryota; Metazoa; Arthropoda; Insecta; Lepidoptera; Nymphalidae. The record is from RefSeq and is a predicted model, not a curated record. The transcript has 3 exons. The coding region runs from base 97 to 303 and encodes 68 amino acids.